AUGGCCGAGCUUAUCACAUUCAUCUGCAAACGAACCGUGGUGAGCACGAAGCCUGUCCAAGCCGGAAAAACCUACCCCCUAUCCGUUCUUGACCGCCACAUGGAAGAGAACCACCUUAGGAUGGUGUUGUACUAUCCAUCAACUGGAGUGCCAACAAAGCCUGGUGAAAUCACAACGAAGCUUAGAGAGUCCCUUGCGGUAACACUUACUAAUUAUCCGAUAAUUACAGGCCGGUUGCAGAAGACUGACAAAGAGCAGUGGAUGAUAAAGUGCAAUGAUGCGGGCGUGAGAAUGAUUGAGGCUAAGGCCAGAGGGAGUUUGGAGGAGUGGUUAAGAAAUGUGGAUAGGGAGAAGGAGCUUAUGCUUGUUUAUUGGGAGGAAAUGUACCAUAAGCCUUAUUUUUGGUCUACAUUUUAUGUUCAGCUUACUGAAUUUGAGGAUGGUGGACUAGCAAUUGGGCUGAGUUGCACUCAUCUCCUUGCAGAUCAAACUUGUGCAACCAUGUUCAUCAAAGCUUGGGCCGACACGACAGUCUUCAGCAAAAUGAUGCACCCUCCAUUUUUCUACCCGUUGCCUUCGCAGAGGCCAGGAAACGGAAAGCUGAACCAAACGCCCUACACUGCCUUGAUCAACCAUUAUAAAACCUCCAUCAGCAAGUCAAUUCACAUCGUAGAUGCAAAACACACGACUGUUACUCUCUUUUUUUCAGACGACAUGGUUCGGGCUUGCAUUGCCAUGGCCCAGCCCAUUAAUGGAACUGACAAAUCAAGCCCAACACCGUUUGAGGCCCUUUCUGGGCUCUUUUGGGUUUGUAUUAGCAAGGUAAAAGGAACGAGAAAUGGGCUUGUUGACAUGUCUAUACGCCUGGAUAUGAGAAAAGUUUUGGGGUUAGAUAAGGGCUUCUUUGGAAAUUGCAUGGUUUAUAAUAAGGUUCAUCUGGAGGGUUUCCAAGAAGAUAAUUUGUCACAAGCUGCAAGUUCUAUAGGUGAGGUAGUGGCCAAAAUGGACCGUGAGGGAAUCAUGGAUUUGAUCGAGUGGCUUGUAUGUAAGGAUGAUCGAUCUCGGUCUUUGAUGAACAGUUGUGAUCUCAUUUGUGCUAGCUUAGAGGGUGUGGACCCAUUUUCGAUUAUUUUUGAAGAUGUGAUAGUACCAAUUCGUGUGUCGUGUUAUGUUGAGCCGGUGUCCGCAUUAGGGCAAGUUUUGAUCCUUCCGGCGAAGCCAGGCAAUGGUGAGCUAAGUAGGGUGGUAAUGGUUACGCUUCCACGUGAUGAGGCCAUAAAAAUGUGUGAACACGAUCUUAUUUUACGCUUCUCUCCGACCAUCUUGAUGGAUGUGAAUAAACCCUAG
Molecule: messenger RNA, 1347 nt
Organism: Pyrus x bretschneideri (Chinese white pear)
Lineage: Eukaryota; Viridiplantae; Streptophyta; Magnoliopsida; Rosales; Rosaceae
Product: protein ECERIFERUM 26-like
Exons: 2
Coding region: 1-1347 (448 amino acids)
Molecular function (GO): acyltransferase activity, transferring groups other than amino-acyl groups
Source: RefSeq, a predicted model, not a curated record